AGCAUAGAUAAAGGCGAGUAGCAAGAAGAGAAAGUGCUGGAACAUUCCAUCAAGUACAGUACGAACCAAAUGGAGACUAAUGAGGAGACUUCCUAUGCAGGAGUGAUGUGCAGCGUGAUCAAGGACGAGAUAAUAAGACUGAAGUCCAAACUGACUGGGACGCACGAAGAGCUGCAGCAAGAGGGGGGCAUGCAGGCCGUGAUGAGAGAUCUCUUAGAAAUGCAUGAGCGGCUCGAAAGGUACAACGAGCAGAGACAAGUUGCAGAUAACGAGCAGGAGAACCUUCUGCAAACCCACAAUUCCACACACCGAAAAUUAGGCAAAGGCUUAUUCAGGCGGAUGGCGAUUGGGAUUUAUCUGGUGUGGGUGAUUUUCCUAUUCUACGAUGACGUGCAGCGGUGGUUCAAUUUGAAGCAAUCAGCAAAAAAAUUGUAGUUUUAUUAAAGGAAUAUAAUAAAAAUUGAAGCUACACCUUCACAGUUUGAAAA
Messenger RNA from Dendroctonus ponderosae (mountain pine beetle), 488 nucleotides. RefSeq lists its product as uncharacterized. Bases 70 to 435 code for a protein of 121 amino acids. The record is from RefSeq and is a predicted model, not a curated record. The transcript has 2 exons. Lineage: Eukaryota; Metazoa; Arthropoda; Insecta; Coleoptera; Curculionidae.